CGCCUGAGCCCAAAACAAGCACGAGACGAGCAGAUUCAAAACAGGCCCUGUGACGGUGUGCACUUCUUCGCCCUUCGCCCCGGUCAACGCCUCACGCAGCCAACAUGACGCUUCACAUGACAUUCCAGGAAAUAUGCACUCGACAGGAGGUUGGUUUUGUGUGUGAUAAUGAGUCCAUGGCGCCCCUGACCAAGCGAGAGUCCUUCAACGACCUGGUCAUCAAGUUGGCGUCCAAGUGCGAGAUGAACAUUGUCUUCCUCGCGGGAGCAAGGAACAAAGUGUCACACUUCACCCUCGAUGUCGUGCCCGAGGACCCCGUCCACGGCACGGCGGUGACAGUGACUAAGAGCAAAGGGCGCAGAGGCAGCGAGUAUCCUAAAGGAUACGAGGCUGUGGCAGCGGCCUGUCAGCAGGUGGUGGCCAAUGGCUACCACGGCCUGCAUGCCAUUGCAAAGCUUGACAAGUCUAAUAUGCCAGACAAUGCAAGCAGAAAGAUGUAUACGUUUGCCCAGUUUGUCAAUUUCCUUGUUCAUGGAAUCGAAGCUUAUUUCAUGUUUGCGAAAGCUAACGAGCAGUUUGUGUUGAAUGCCAUGAAUCUGUGGGAGACACUGGAGGACCUCAUGAUGGAGGGAUGCUACAUUGUGAUGGCUUGGCAGUAUGAGGAAGAUCCCAGGAAAGAGAAUGUCCCAAUGACACUGUUGUCAUCACUCAUCAACAAGAUAAAAGAGCCAGAGCCGUUGCCAGUUGCUGAGCCAGUUCAGCCAGUAGUCGUAAAGGAGAUCAAGAAACAAUUCACCACCACGACUGUAAAGAGCACCAGGGCUGAUGCAGUCAGCCGCAUGAGUGCUCGAACUCUCCUUGGUGAGGGAGGCCUGGUUUGUCAACAUCAACCAGAAGUAAUCACCACUACAAAGAGAGGGAAACGAGGGAGGCGGAGCAUUGCAUCUCGCGUUCAGGAGGCCAGUGAAGCAAGCACUGAUGAAGAAGACACAGAAAUAUCUUUUAAGAUUAAGCCAGAUAUUAGAAAAACACCAGAAAUCCAAUAUCACCCUGACAUCACUGUUAACAGUGCAGGGUCUGUUUUGGAAAAAACCUCACCCAGACCAGUACAAAACCCAUCACCAAAGAGGCCAGUUUCUGAAAGGCAAAAUGUAUCUCCUAAAAAGUCAAAGUCAAUGGAGGUUGAAGAACCUGCAGCACCCACAAGUAAAGAAGACACUAUGCUAGAGGACUUCACCUUUGGUUUUGACAAACCUCAGGUCAAGACCACUGGACGGAAGAGUACGGCACGGAAGAGCAUGGUCCCAGAUUGGCCAGAAGAGCAGAAAGAAGAUAUCCUUUACUUCUUUGAUAAUCUUAACCCAUCACAGACAGAGCAGUCACGUAUUGCUCUGACAUGCAAAUACGUUUCCAUGAAGUAUUCAAGAGAAUUCUCCUCCAAGACAUUGUAUCAGUGGGUUCAGAAGAAGGGCCGUUCAGUCAGUACAGAAGUAACCAAUUAUGAAUUACCAGAAAGCAAACACCAGGAGACAACGCUGACUUUCUUCCGAUCACUGGAUCCCAGUCUCUCAGAAGCUAGUCGUAUUGCCUUUACCUGCAAGUUCAUGCAGACCCAGUAUGGUGUCAGCGUCACCUCGAAGAACCUGUAUGACUGGCUUAAUGAUAAGGGAAAGAAGUCAACCAGGCGACGAUAAUGAGCUUUAGUAUGAGUGAUUGCGGAUACCUUACUUUUAGUUUUAUUUUUAACGAAACGUUUUUGUGUUGCACAGCUUUGGACUUUUUUAUUUCUUCAUUUGCUGCUUCUUUAACAAAUGUUUAUAGCAAUAUAGAUUCUGCUUUUGUGUUUUAAAAUAGUGUGGAUGAUACUUAAUGUAAUUUGAUAUUUUGAGUUCUCAAGUUUUGAAACAUUUUACUACCAUUUUUAAAGAUAAUUCCAUAUAAUUUUUCAGGGAAACUCUUUGUUUUACAGAUUAAAAUUUUGAUAUUUGUAUACUAUAUUCAUAAUACCUGCUUAAUGAUAUGUUGGUACAAAUAUUUAGUAUGCAUAUAUUGGAGAUGACAUGGGUGUUUUCUGUUUAGAAUGACCAAUAUGGUAAUCAAAGUCAGAGAUGAAAUUAGCAGAAUAAGGAUUGGAAAGCACACAUACAAGCUAUUUCUAGGAAUUGGAGUACAUAUGAUUAUGAAAUAGGAAGGUAUUGAAGGUGUCAUGUAAGUUUGUAUGUAAAGGAAGAUAAAUACAGGAACAUAAAACAAAUCAUCUUGAGUUUUUAUAGAUUUCUAGGUAUUGUUAUCAAUAAACUAUUUACAAA
Penaeus indicus is the source of this 2309-nucleotide messenger RNA. RefSeq lists its product as uncharacterized. The record is from RefSeq and is a predicted model, not a curated record. The transcript is spliced from 7 exons. Lineage: Eukaryota; Metazoa; Arthropoda; Malacostraca; Decapoda; Penaeidae. Bases 105 to 1694 code for a protein of 529 amino acids.